AGGUUUAAUGAAUGACCCAGUAGAGGGUUUUACAGUUGAAUUGGUUAAUGAGUCGUCUUUAUAUGAGUGGAAGGUUUAUUUAGAAGGUCCAAAGGAUACAUAUUAUGAAGGGGGAGUGUUUCAGUUAUUAUUAUCAUUUCCAAGAGAUUAUCCAAUGAACCCACCCACAUUAAGAUUUAUUUCAGAAUUUUGGCACCCAAAUGUUUAUGUUAGAGAAGGUAGGGUUUGUAUUUCAAUCUUACAUCCACCUGGGGAAGAUGUUUUAAGUGGUGAGCUACCACAAGAAAGAUGGUUACCAACCCAAAGUGUAUCAACAAUUAUAUUAAGUUUAAUGUCAAUUCUUAGUGAUCCAAAUUGUUCAUCACCCGCCAAUGUUGAUGCGUCUGUUGAAUGGAGAACUAAUAAAGAAUCAUAUAAAAAAAGAUGUGCUAAGCUUGUAGAAAAAGCA
Dictyostelium purpureum is the source of this 448-nucleotide messenger RNA. RefSeq lists its product as uncharacterized. The record is from RefSeq and is a predicted model, not a curated record. Gene Ontology annotation, biological process: protein polyubiquitination; ubiquitin-dependent protein catabolic process. Lineage: Eukaryota; Evosea; Eumycetozoa; Dictyosteliales; Dictyosteliaceae. Gene Ontology annotation, molecular function: ubiquitin conjugating enzyme activity. The transcript has 2 exons. The annotation marks the transcript as partial.